Molecule: messenger RNA, 1555 nt
Organism: Leptopilina heterotoma
Lineage: Eukaryota; Metazoa; Arthropoda; Insecta; Hymenoptera; Figitidae
Product: enoyl-[acyl-carrier-protein] reductase, mitochondrial
Exons: 5
Coding region: 314-1411 (365 amino acids)
Biological process (GO): fatty acid metabolic process
Cellular component (GO): mitochondrion
Molecular function (GO): trans-2-enoyl-CoA reductase (NADPH) activity
Source: RefSeq, a predicted model, not a curated record
CUCUAUAUAAUAAUCGAAUGUGAAAGAUAUAUUUAUUGCUGAUUCGACAAGUAAAAGUAGUUAUAAUUUAAUUAGCUUUAAAUAUAAAAGAUUAAUUUAAUAUUUGAAUUCUAUAUUGGAAUUAUUAAACUAAAGCCUUUUUCUGCCGCUUCGAAAGACAUAAGAACCUCGUCUGUCGACACCUAACCUAACCUCAAAAUCAAACAUCACACACGUCUCGUUAUAAUCAAACUCAAAGUUAAUGUUUUGUAAAGUAUAUUUUAUAUAUUUUUUUAUUUAUUAUCACUAUUAACAAAAUACCAGUGACGUUAAAAUGUCUACUUCUAAAUUAUUGACAAAAUUAACGGAAUCAACAUUCACGGGAAAAUUGUUUGCUUUUCGAAAUAUGAGUGUCGUUUCGUCGAAAACAUUACUUUACAAAGAAUAUGGGGAACCUUUCAAUGUUCUUGAAUGUCAAACGGAUCAAGUAAAUAAGCCAGAGGCAAAUCAGGUGAUUGUAAAAUGGUUAUUGUCGCCGGUCAACCCGGCUGAUAUUAACACAAUUCAAGGUAAAUAUCCCAGUAAACCGACUUUGCCAGCAGUACCAGGAAAUGAAGGAGUUGGUGAAAUAGUUGCUCUGGGAUUGAAUGUUCAGAAUUUACAAGUUGGCGAUAGAGUUGUUCCAAAUGCUUCCAAUAUUGGAACGUGGAGAACGAAAGGAAUAUACAAAUCUGAGGAUGUUAUGAAGAUUCCGAAGGAUAUUGGAACCGUGGAAGCGAGUAUGUUAAAUGUAAAUCCUUGCACGGCGUAUAGAAUGUUAAAAGACUUUGUUCCACUUAAUUCUGGAGAUACAGUCAUUCAAAACGGGGGCAAUUCCGCAGUCGGACAAUUAGUGACACAACUUUGUAAAAUAUGGAAUUUUCAAAAUGUCAGUGUUGUAAGAGAUAGACCUGACAUUUCAGAUCUUAAGUGUCAACUCAAAGAAAUGGGAGCGACUGAAGUUUUAACCGAAGCCGAAUUGCGAAAAACGGAUUUAUUUAAAAGCAAAAAAUUACCCCAACCAAAAUUAGCUUUAAAUUGCGUUGGUGGACAGAAUGCUCUCGAAGUAUUGAGACAACUUGGUCAUGGAGGUGUUAUGGUCACUUAUGGUGGAAUGUCCAGAGAACCCGUCACCGUUCCCACUUCAGCUUUAAUAUUCAAAGACGUAUCAGUGAAAGGUUUCUGGAUGACCGCGUGGAAUAAGAAGAAUUUAAACUCAAAGGAUAGAACCGAUAUGUAUGAAGAGUUGGCAAAAUAUUUCAAAGAUAAAAAAUUAAUUGCACCACCGUACAAAAUAAUUCCAUUUUCAAAUUAUAAGGAAGCAAUUGAGAAUGCUCUAAAUCUCGAUGGUAAACAGGGACUAAAGUAUAUUCUAGAUUUGGAGAAAAAUUAAAAAUAUUUUCCAAAGAAUAGUCAAUUUGAAAGGAGGAAGAAAGAAAAGAAAAAUAUAAGGUUACACGUGCAUUUAUUCAAACGUACAAGUGUACAUAGAGUACCAAUAAUAUUUGCAAUUAAAAAAAUCGCAAAUUUUACAAAA